Molecule: messenger RNA, 676 nt
Organism: Anopheles darlingi
Lineage: Eukaryota; Metazoa; Arthropoda; Insecta; Diptera; Culicidae
Product: endocuticle structural glycoprotein SgAbd-2-like
Exons: 2
Coding region: 115-498 (127 amino acids)
Cellular component (GO): chitin-based extracellular matrix
Molecular function (GO): structural constituent of chitin-based larval cuticle
Source: RefSeq, a predicted model, not a curated record
ACGGUGUUGAAUCUGAAAGUGAAAACCGAGAACAAAUCAUCCUCAAGUCCCAGCUCCACCCUUGCUCAAGAUCUCAGACCAGUUAACAGCGUGUCAAGUGUGAUUCAACCGAAAAUGUUCAAAGUGGUCGUUUCCCUCGUUGCUCUGGUGGUGGCUAUCGCGGCCGUCGUGUCGGCAGCCCCAGCAUCCGAUGAUGCGUCGGCCACGAUCUUGACGCACGAAUCGCGCCUUGAACCGGACGGUGCGUACUCGUACAAGUACGCCACGAGCAAUGGCAUCCAGGCGGAGGAAAGCGGAAUCGGUGGACAGUCGGUGCAGGGUUCGGCCUCGUGGGUCGGUGAUGAUGGUGUACCGAUCGUACUGACCUACACCGCCGACGAGAAUGGAUUCCGCCCUCAGGGUGUGCACCUACCGACGCCACCACCAAUCCCGGAUUACAUCCUCCGUGCGCUCCGGUACAUCGAGGCCAAGCAGGCUGGCCAGAAUGGUCGCAAGUGAAGUCCUUCCACCACCAUCGAUCGUGUAAAUGCAGAUUAACUACGCUUCCUUUCAAGCACAGCAACAUUCCAUCCCAAAGUGUCUUCACCUCACCGUACUCCAAGCAGCAGCCUGUCUGCCAUCUCUUCUCCUCCGACGAGCAUUAUCAUCGCACCAUAUCUGACCGCGCUGGCCAGUG